AUGUUGGGGCUCAUCUGCCUCUUCGGCGCCGGCACGGACGCCACGAGCUUUCUCCACUGGACCGAGUGGGCGGCGCAGCGAUUUCCCUUCAUCGAGCUGCUGCUGCUAGUGCUGCCCGGGCACGGCAUUAACCGCCAGAUCCCCCUGGAGAGCGAUGCCAAGGCCUUGGCUCGGCUGGGUGCGGAUGAGCUUUUGGGCCUUGGCCUCUCAGGUGACAUCUUCAUCUUGGGCUUCUCCGCGGGCGCUACGGCGGGCCUCGCGCUCUGCCAAGAGCUCCAGAGCCGGCACGCACGGGUUCGCAAGCUGUAUGUCGCGGGUCGCGCGGGGUGCCAGGUUCGCUACCGGCCCCCGAACCACGAGGAGAUCUGGGCCUUUGACCCACUGGACUGGGCGCGGUGGUUCGCGGCCAACUUCGCCACGGAAGAGGCCCAGGCAAAAACCGAGGCCCGGCAAGAGGUGUGGGGCACAGGCGGGGCAACGACCGAGGAGCGGUUGAUCAGCCUCUCCGACGGGCGGGAGGAUGGGCUUUUGAAGUCCAUCGCCCUCACCCAACGGGUCAGCUGCGACCUCCAUGCAGUGGCCUCCCGCGCAGACGCGGUGUGGCCGGCUGAACGCGCGCUGCCCGGCGCGAAGUCAGAGAUGUUGUGA
This is a messenger RNA of Effrenium voratum, 648 nucleotides long. The record is from the annotation of a GenBank genome assembly. Lineage: Eukaryota; Dinophyceae; Suessiales; Symbiodiniaceae.